Patella vulgata (common limpet) is the source of this 3006-nucleotide messenger RNA. RefSeq names its product neuroglian. The record is from RefSeq and is a predicted model, not a curated record. The transcript has 16 exons. Gene Ontology annotation, biological process: cell-cell adhesion; axon guidance. Lineage: Eukaryota; Metazoa; Mollusca; Gastropoda; Patellidae. Bases 96 to 2003 code for a protein of 635 amino acids. Gene Ontology annotation, cellular component: axon; plasma membrane. Gene Ontology annotation, molecular function: protein binding.
CACGGCUAGGCCAUUUCAACAUAUUGAGUCUAGACAACCUGGUUACUAUAUAUGUAUGAUACCUGUAGAUUGAUUGACUAUUCGUACUCUAUAUUAUGGAGACUCUACACUUGAAAUCUAAAAGAAUAUGGAUGUUUUUAUUUGUUAUUUAUCUACCUGGUUUAUCAGCAAUAACACGUCCCCCUAGUAUAAAUAUACAACCAAACUAUGAUGUUUAUUAUAAAGGUGGUGAAACAGUAGAGAUGCCAUGUGUAGCUGAUGGAGAACCUCAACCAAACUAUACAUGGACAAGAAAUAGUGAAGAAUUUAACACAAGUGGUAAUGAUGAUCGCGUGGUGCAGUUACCCAAUGUAGGUACAAUAGUAAUCAACAGACCAGAAGAUAAAGAUGAAGGUGUAUAUCAGUGUUUCGCUGAUAAUGGCUAUGGUAAAUCGGCAACAAUUAAUAUUAAUUUAAGGAUAGCCAAAUUGGAUCAAUUUGCUAUUGCUGCACCUAUUAUACAUACACCAAACCUUGGCGAUCCUUUGACGCUUGAUUGUGUUUUACCUGACAGUGUUCCGAGUCCUCAAUUUUACUGGGCGAUAAGGAAUGAAAGUCAUCAGAUAGCCAUCGAUUAUGAUGCUCGUAUUACUCUUGAUGAUGAAGCUCGUCUACGAAUAACCAAUGUAAAGGCCGAGGACAGACAAGAGGAUCGUGCUUAUACAUGUAUUGCUUUAAAUCGAGUUGCACGACAAGUUGUGUCUGGAUUUCCAAAUUUUAUCAAACCAAGAGGAACUGUGGAGACUUUACAUAACGUAAACUAUAUGUGGGCGUCACCUAGUGAUCAUUAUGGUCUUCGUGGUGAUGAGUUUAAACUAAAGUGUAUUUUCUCUGGAAAUCCGACUCCUGUGGUACAUUGGACGAAAAUGACUGGAGGGACUAUGCCACCAGGAGUGAACAUAACGAGUUUUGGCCCAGAAUUAAUAUUUCCCCAUUUAGAGUUUAGCGAUGCUGGAGAAUAUGAAUGUGUUGGUAACAACACGAUAACGCAGACACCGGGUCGAGUUUCUUUCAGUUUACGUGUUGAAUCGCGACCGUAUUGGGUAGAUGGUGGCCUAAAGGACGCAGAAGUUGCAAUCGGAGAAUCUGCUAACUUUUCAUGCAAGGCUGGUGGAGUUCCUGUACCAUAUGUACAGUGGUUCGUCAAUGGUGUACGUCUUUCGGGAGUUACAGAUCCUAGAAUCACGAAUGGUAGAUUUAAAGUUUUAACGGAUGAUACGGCGAUGAUGAUUAACGUGACACUUGCUGAUGCUAUGGUUAUCCAGUGUAAUGUGUCAAAUAAGCACGGAUAUAUCUGGGGUGAUUCCUACUUAAUAGCCUAUUUACCAAUGUAUACCAUAGAAUCGGUAGGACAAGAUUAUAUUAACGUUACCUGGUCAUUAGACGACUUGGAUAAAACAGGAACAGUGAUGUUUGUAGAAUACAGAAAACUAGGUGACUCAGAAUGGAUGAAUUCAACCGUUGAUUAUAAGAAUACACGGACGACUAUUCCCGAUCUCGAACCUGGUGCAACUUAUGAACUGCGAGUUGUAGCUAUUUAUAGAACACAGAGAGUGGAAUCUAAUAUUACCCAGGUUGCAACCACGGCUGAUGAUGAAGUACCAAUGUAUACCAUAGAAUCGGUAGGACAAGAUUAUAUUAACGUUACCUGGUCAUUAGACGACUUGGAUAAAACAGGAACAGUGAUGUUUGUAGAAUACAGAAAACUAGGUGACUCAGAAUGGAUGAAUUCAACCGUUGAUUAUAAGAAUACACGGACGACUAUUCCCGAUCUCGAACCUGGUGCAACUUAUGAACUGCGAGUUGUAGCUAUUUAUAGAACACAGAGAGUGGAAUCUAAUAUUACCCAGGUUGCAACCACGGCUGAUGAUGAAGUUAAUAAUUCCCGCCCGUUGUCUAAUAUUGAAUGGAUUCUAGGAUUUCUCGGGGCUGUUGUUGCAGUUCAUCAGAGACACAUCUGGUGAAUUAUUAAAAGCUUAUUACCAUACGAAUACAUAUAGCAGCGAUAAGAACGUGCCAUCCAGAAAAGCCUUAACGUCCACAACUUUUAAUUUUUAUUAAACAGUUCAUGAACAAUGACUUCAACCAAAAUUUACAUAUAAACUGUUAAUGUGAAAUACUUAAAUUAGAAAAAUGUAGUGGCCUUGGAAGAAAAUUCGUGAUCUAGAAGUGCGUUUCUCUACCGACACGAAAUCCAGAAUAUUCAAUUUAGUUCUUCGAUUCUGUAACGAUAAGCAACGUCACACUAUCGUGCAAAAGAUCCAUAUUGCUGGGCAGAUAUUUCCCCUAUGCAAUUUAAUCUGAAAACCAAUAUUAUUUUACUUAACUAUAAAGCGUAGGUUCCACUAAAUAGAUGUCUUGGUUGGUGUUGGGGUAGGCCAAUCUGAUUAAAAUAUAGAUCUAUAUUUCGUUUCUUUUUUUUAUAAUUUCAAUGACCUACACUAUAUGAAGAUCUGACUAGUUGUUGUGGGUAUGUCGCCUCAGAGGUCAUGCGAGCGGCUUUUGACCCUAUGACGCCAGACAUUUCAUUAACCAAUCAGCAUUGAUGUUUCUAGUGGAUUACCCACAGUUCCGUGCACAUCAAAAGUUCGCCGCAACAGACCAUUUCAUUGGCUAAUCCCUCGCAUCAUCCAGAACACGUCGAUGCUAAGAAUUCUUAGGGAGCCUAGUGUAGUAAAGACAAGUAAAACAAAAUUUUGAACUAUAAAAACGAAACGAAAUAGGAUCUGUGUUUUAAUCAGAUUGGGAUAGGGCGCCCAAUCUCAUCUUGGGAUGCAUUUUCUUUCUAUAACCGCGUUUACUUCGAACUAAACUUAAAAGAGGAAUUGGCGCAUUAUUGGUGUCAGUCGCUGCAGUAUAUCGUUUAUCAGUUAUAUUUUAAGAAAAUAUUUUUUUAUUACAUUAUUAUUAUUUGCUUAAUGUAUAUCGUAAAUUGAACAGUGUCGCAGUAAAUCGUUUAUAAAUUUA